AUGGCCUUCAAGAACGGACUUAGUGAACGCCUCGAUGAGCUGCGAUUUCCCUCUCCGCGAUCCCCUACCUCAGAGUCACCGUUUCCCGGAUACAAUUCGAUCUCCCCAGGCCACUCGAACCUCGCGUCAGCUUUUUCGCGGCCCUCAGGUGAUGUCCGUGCCAAUCUUCAGCGUCGUUUCACCACAGACUCCAGCAAGCUUUCGUCUUGGAGCUAUCUGAAUCAUGCUGGAAAUGCGCCUCAUAUGCCAGAUCCCUUGGAUCUAUUGUCAUCGUUUGAAAAGAAGCGUCAGCACAUCGAGUAUAUGCGGGAGCAAAAGAGGAGGUUUGAAGAAGAUAUGAAGCUACUAGACAUGCAGCAUGAGAAAGAGAAGUUAGAGAUGGACCGAAUUGCAAAGGACCUUGCCAAAGCUGGCAUAUCUGGCCCUGUCAGUGAGCCUACGACCCCUCCUGAGUAUCGUGAAAACAGCUUCUCAAGUGGGUUCACACGACCUACUCGCUUCUCAACUUCAUCUGUCACCUCAUCCCCUGGUUUCUUUAAUGUAUUUGCCCCUUCUCAGGCAGCAACUCCGCAGGGCCAGGUGAAUCCCGCCUCUGCACAAACCCCUACCAAUCGGUUCUCGGUGCAUUCUGUUCCUGGUUCUCGCAGAAACUCUGAGAAAGAAGAUUUCAGUCAAGAGCCUACAUCCCCUUUCCGUCCUGGACCUGCUAUCCAUCGUUAUUCAAUGCCAUCUGCAGGUUUUGGAUCCCAGCUCCGCCCAAACAUCUCUGGCUUUAAUAACGCCUCUGGAUUGGAGUCGUUUAACACUGCUAAGUAUCUGUUCCACAACGAGGACGAUAGAGCGACUUUGAAGGAGGAAGAUCGAAUUCCAACUCCUGACAUCAAGAGUUAUCUCAAGUUGACAGACCCCGACGACAAGUUCCCUACAUUGUCACGUAGGGACGACUCAGGAUUGCUAUCUGCAAACUCGGAUGCCUUAGACCUGGCCAAUUCUCGCACUCCAAACCCGGAAACCUGGAACUCUCAUAGCCGGCAUCGCUCUUCUCAUCAAAGCAUGCCACAAAACGCUCUAAACAUGUUCCGGCUCGAGCAGCUGGGAAGCCCGACUAGCGAGAGUCAUUCUAACACACCUCGACACACUGCUCGUCACUCACUUGAGGCAAACCUUCUUUACAGUGCUGAGGGGAACCAUGAAGGUAUGACUGCAACCUCGUCAAACCGUCCAACCUCUCUGCAGUCAUCAUACUCUACAAAUGACCUCCCUACUGUAAAGGGUGAUGGAUUUAACCCUGCCAUCACGCCACCAAAGACUCAUGCGGAACAUUUCCAGCAACACAAUGCCAACAUGGGCCGAAUUCCUGCAAAUGCUGUCAACACCCGCCAGCAGAAGGACUCGCCAGACCGCGAUGACCCAAACAUGCAGGGACCCCGGUCUCAGCAGACCACCCUACAGCCCAAUGCAACACCCUUUGGGCCACAACUUAGUUCGGCUGCCAGCACCAGCACUGCUGCCCCGGCUUCUUUGGCCACUUUCCAGCAGCCAUUUUAUGGUUACGGCGUCCAGCCUUACAUGGGGAAUCCCCUCCCGGUAAACGGACAACUUCAGAACUAUACUCCUGGCGCUUCUUACGGCGCAUUUCCCGGCUACGGCAAUUACCGUAUAGCUGAGGGUCCAGCAAAGGCUAUGGGAUCUCGCCGCAGCAACGGUGAAGCGGAGUCCGCCCAGCUAUCUCGCUUCACUAAUUUUCCAUUGGAGCACUAUCGUGGUGAGCUAUAUGGCCUCUGUAAAGACCAGCAUGGGUGCAGGUACUUGCAGCGGAAGUUAGAGGAGCGCAACCCGGACCACGUCCAGAUGAUCUUUGAUGAGACGCAUGUGCAUGUUGUGGAGCUAAUGACCGAUCCUUUUGGUAAUUAUCUUUGCCAGAAGUUGCUUGAGUACUCCAAUGAUGAACAGCGUACUGCGCUGAUCAACAACGCCGCGCACCAACUUGUGAAAAUCGCACUGAAUCAACAUGGUACUAGGGCUUUACAGAAGAUGAUCGAGUUCAUAUCAACUUCUGAACAGACUCAAACCGUGAUCCACGCUUUGGAAGAUCACGUUGUGGAACUGGUUCAAGAUUUGAAUGGCAAUCAUGUCAUUCAGAAGUGCCUGAAUCGCCUCUCUGCUGAAGACGCCCAAUUCAUCUAUGAUGCUGUGGGUGCUAAUUGUGUUGUGGUCGGUACUCACCGCCAUGGAUGUUGCGUUCUUCAGCGCUGCAUUGAUCAUGCUUCUGGUGACCAGAGGGCUCGUCUAAUCGCCCAGAUCACCUCCAAUGCGUUUGCCUUGGUUCAAGAUCCUUUUGGAAACUACGUGGUGCAGUACAUUUUGGAUCUGGCCGAGCCCCAUUUCACCGAACCCCUUUGUCAGACGUUCCGUGGAAAUAUCCCCGCCUUGUCAAAGCAGAAGUUUAGCUCCAACGUUAUCGAAAAAUGUCUCCGCACGGCCGACGGCCCGGUUCGAGGCAAACUCAUCGAGGAGAUGCUCUCAGGCUGUGAGCUGGAGAAAAUGCUCCGAGAUUCCUUCGCUAACUAUGUUGUGCAAACUGCCAUGGACUUCGCGGACAGUGAGACCCGAACCCGCCUGGUCGAUGCGAUUAGACCAAUCUUGCCUUCAAUCCGUCAAACACCUCACGGUCGUCGCAUUGCUGGCAAGAUGAUGGCAGCAGAGGGUUCCGGGAGGGGAAGUGCUACAACUAGCGGACAAGUCACUCCGAACGAGAUGAAUUCGGCUCAGCUUCCUGGGCCUCUGCAAGGUAGUGCCCAGUUUGGUGUUGGCUCUACGACCAAUACUCCGUCCGGGGGACCAAAUGAAAACCCCUCUGGGAUUUUCACUCCUCCAGUCCAGCACUCGAACGGCAAUCUAAGUGCUCAAGAGAUUCCUCGAUCACUGAGCCAAAAUUGGCCAUGUCGAGAGCUUCAAACCAGACAACUUGCCAGCCUGCUUGGGCCUCUCGGUCCUAGCCCUGCGACGUUAGUUGUGCAUGGCAUAUCUGCGACGUGCAAGUCGACCCUCGUUCGCGCCGUUCUUUCCGCCCUCGAAGUUCCACACGCCAUUGUCCGAAGCACGGAAUGCAUAACAGGCCGCCAUCUGCUGACAAAGAUACUGUGGGCAACAUUAGAAGCAUUAGGGAAACGGGAUGAGUGGGAGAAAUAUGGCAAAGGAAGGUGUGAGCAUGUCAGUACGCUCGCUGUUCUUCUAAGUGAAUGUUUGGCAUCAAGGUCUGGCGAGGGAGCUGAGAAGUUCGUGCUUGUUUUGGAUGGGAUCGAUAAGCAGCGAGAGGCACCACAGACUCUGUUGUCUGCGCUAGCGAGGCUCGGAGAAAUAAUCCCCAGUCUCUCGGUUGUUUUGAUUCUCAGCGCUACUCCACGACCACUGUUCUUGCAGGCUGCAGGUGUCCCGCACAUCAGUUUUCCUCCAUAUACGCGCAACGAAGCAAUUGCCAUUAUCUUGAACUCACGACCACCUACAAUAGCCGGCCUCUCUGAUGAGAUACCACUUAAGAUAUACCCCCAUUUCGUUUCGGCCAUCUAUGACUCCCUAGUUGGGCCUACAGCCAGUUCUAUUCCCACUUUUCGGUCGAUAUGCGAGAAACUCUGGCCCCAGUUCAUGUCUCCUAUCACAAACGGCGAGACCCCGCCCGGAGGCAGUGAAGAAUGGGACUUCUCUCGGCUUCUUCUUAAAAAUCGUGGUCUCUUCCGGCAUCACGGCGAAGCGGCGCUUGUGCAUCAUAUCGUCACCGAGGAGCCGGCAUCAUUUGGCAAUGGCUCAGUCUCGAAGCCCAUGCUAUCAUCUGUGGCUACGCCGUCACCCCUUCCCUCUCUACCUUAUUUCCCGACCUUGAUUCUAACGUCUGCCUACUUGGCCUCCCACAUCCCCCAACGACUCGAUACCAUCUUUUUCUCCAAGUUUUCAUCAUCUUCUCUGUCAGCACGCAACAAGCGUGCCCAUCAUCGACGACGACUGAAGCUCUUAUCUAAAGCUCAGGCGGAGGAUGCUCGAACUGUCAGCAAUGAUCCCUCCACCCCAAGCAAAAAGGGCAAGAGGCAAAAGACUCGCAUCACAAAAUCGACCCUGGAGUCAGCUUUUGCCACUUCUUCCGCCACAACCUCUGCUGCUGGGGCCACCGGCAUCACUGGUCCAUCCACCAUUCUCACAGCCCGUCCAUUCCCCUUGGAGAGAUUAAUGGCUAUCUACCACGCUAUUGAUCCCAACCCACCGGCAAAUCCCGUCCUUCAAGCAGCAGUUUCCGAUGCAAUAUAUGCGGAACUUGCCACGCUACGUCGACUACGGCUUGUUGUCCCUGCAGCAGGUCGCGAAAGUGGUGGUCGCAUGGGAUUGGGGUCAGGCGGGUUGAAUAGCGGAAACACCACAUCCGAUGCCGGUGAAAAGUGGUGUGUCAAUGUCUCUGGCGACUGGAUCGGGGAAAUGGCCAAGGGUAUCGGGGUUGAAGUUGGUGAAUGGUUAGCAGGAGGCUUGGAUUAG
Molecule: messenger RNA, 4521 nt
Organism: Aspergillus nomiae NRRL 13137
Lineage: Eukaryota; Fungi; Ascomycota; Eurotiomycetes; Eurotiales; Aspergillaceae
Exons: 9
Coding region: 1-4521 (1506 amino acids)
Biological process (GO): post-transcriptional regulation of gene expression
Cellular component (GO): cytoplasm
Molecular function (GO): mRNA binding
Source: RefSeq, a predicted model, not a curated record